Hippocampus zosterae (dwarf seahorse) is the source of this 1237-nucleotide messenger RNA. RefSeq names its product immunoglobulin lambda-1 light chain-like. NCBI's taxonomy places the organism in Eukaryota, Metazoa, Chordata, Actinopteri, Syngnathiformes, Syngnathidae. Bases 166 to 903 code for a protein of 245 amino acids. The transcript has 4 exons. The record is from RefSeq and is a predicted model, not a curated record.
CUGAAGGCCCGCACACUAACCGCACAGUCUACUGCUGGAUGAAUGAUCACUGACGUGUGAAGCUCUCCAGCACUUCCUCUCCGGCUCUUUUAAAAGCUGCCGUGCCCUUCAAGCACUGCUUCAUUGACUCGCUCGCCUGACGUUUCCCCACGACCAGAAGACACCAUGCUGGGGACCCUCUGCCUUCUCAUCAUCGCGCUGACUUAUGUCGACACAGCCAUGGUGCUGACCCAGACACCGGCAGUGCUGACAGUUCCUGUAGGACAACAAGUUGUUUUCAACUGUGACAUCCAGGGGAACGUGGACUAUGUUGUCAGUUUUUAUAAACAGGUUCCCGGAAACGCUCCUCAGUUCGUGCUGUUCCAUUCCUAUGUGUCUUCCUCACCUGCAAGGGGAGUUGGAUUCCCCUCAAGUCGUUUUGAUGCGAAAUCAUCCUCCUGGAGGAAUUACAAGUUAAUAAUUAAACAGGCUGAGGUCGGAGACUCUGCUGAGUAUUAUUGUAGCACAUGGGACAAUGCUGCUGCCGUGAAAACAAACGGAUUCACUGUGGUAUUCGGAGGAGGAACCAAGCUGUUUGUGACAAGCUCUGACCUCCCUGCGCCCUUGGUGACGGUAUUUCCACCGGCCAGCGCCGAGCUUCAGUCCAAAAAUGCCACCCUGGUCUGCGUGGCCACUCAGUUAUCUCCAUAUGCAGACGUCACAUGGUUGGCUCGCGGCAUUCCAGUGAGCGGCGCAGUCACGACUGACCCCGCCGUGCGACAGGCGGACCAAACUUACAAAAUCAGCAGCUAUUUGACCGUGGAGACUUCCGACUGGAACACAGACACCGCUUACACCUGUAAAGUGUCUUUGGGCUCCACGUCAGCUGAAAACACCAUCAACAAGUCCAAGUGCCCACCCUAGACGGUCAGCAUUUAGGUUGUGGGCUGAUCAGGCCAUAAGAAUGAUUUGUUUGCAUGCUUGUAGGGAGUGUUGACUUUUUCUUUCUGCUUUAUACUUGCGAGGGUGUAUUAGAAUUCUUCAAUUAAAAAAAUGCCAUCAAAGCUUUUUGGCCUGGUGAUUACGUUUGGAUUCAAGCACUUAUUCAUUUUUCCCUUCACUGUUUUUCCCUGCCCGGUGUGUUCUGUAGGUGCUGUCCCCGAAGGCGAGCUUCCUGCAACACACUCAACUCAACAUGAUUGGACACGAUAAUAUAAUUAUUACAAAGGGUUUUUAGUGUAAUGCACACAAAAAAUAA